Molecule: messenger RNA, 5147 nt
Organism: Lampris incognitus (smalleye Pacific opah)
Lineage: Eukaryota; Metazoa; Chordata; Actinopteri; Lampriformes; Lampridae
Gene: hk2
Product: hexokinase 2
Exons: 18
Coding region: 182-2950 (922 amino acids)
Biological process (GO): intracellular glucose homeostasis; glycolytic process; glucose 6-phosphate metabolic process
Cellular component (GO): cytosol; mitochondrion
Molecular function (GO): ATP binding; fructokinase activity; mannokinase activity
Source: RefSeq, a predicted model, not a curated record
AGUUCCCGGUAAUUCGUGCUUCCACUUACAGGCCUACUUCUGAAAGGAGCGGCGUAUAAAACAAACAAAACACCCGUGUAAAUUCCGAAGUCUAGGACAUGAACGGUAGCUGAAGAGUUUUAAAGGACACUUAUCGAGGAUAAACUGAAACAGCGGGAAGAGUUGUCGCCCGCCGUCGACGAUGACGGAUUCAAAUCUGCCGGUGAAUUGUGUCACGGAACUCAAACAUGACCAAGUACAAAAAGUGGACAAAUACCUGUGCCGCCUGCGGCUGUCUGAUGAGAACCUUAUGGAUGUUUCGGUGAGGUUUCGGCGGGAGAUGGACAAAGGCCUUUGUCGAGACACCAAUCCUACCGCUGCCGUUAAGAUGCUGCCCACAUUUGUACGCUCCACUCCUGAUGGAACAGAGGAGGGUGACUUCCUUGCCCUCGACCUAGGUGGGACUAACUUCAGAGUGCUCCUGGUGAGAGUGUCUGCUAAUGGCAAGCAAAAAGUGGAGAUGGAAAACCAGAUCUAUGCCAUCCCUGAGCACCUUAUGAGAGGCAGUGGCUCUGAGCUUUUUGACCACAUAGCAGAUUGCCUGGCUAAUUUCCUGGACAAAUUGGGCAUGAAGGAUAAAAAACUCCCACUUGGUUUCACCUUCUCUUUCCCGUGUCAGCAGGCUAAAUUAGAUGAGAGUAUUCUGGUGUCUUGGACCAAAGGCUUCAAGGUGAGCGAAGUGGAAGGAAAGGAUGUGGUCAGCCUUUUGAGGAAAGCCAUCAAAAAACGAGGGCUCUGUUUGCAGGACUUCGAUAUUGACAUUGUGGCUGUUAUCAACGACACAGUGGGCACCAUGAUGACUUGUGGCUAUGAUGAUCAUCACUGUGAAAUAGGCCUCAUUGUGGGAACUGGCACCAACGCUUGCUACAUGGAGGAGAUGCGCAACCUGGAUCUAAUAGAGGGGGAUGAGGGCAGGAUGUGUGUCAACAUGGAGUGGGGAGCAUUUGGCGACGAUAACUCCCUGGAGGACCUGCGCACAGAGUUUGAUCGGGAAAUAGAUGCAGCCUCUCUGAAUCCUGGCAAACAGCUGUUUGAAAAGAUGAUUAGCGGACUGUACAUGGGGGAGUUAGUGCGCCAGAUUCUGGUGAAGAUGACUAAGGAGCAGCUGCUGUUUCAUGGUCGGGGCACUCCAGACCUCCUCACCACUGGAUGUUUCCACACCAGCUACAUCUUCUCCAUCGAGAACGAAAAGGAGGGUCGUAUGAAUGCUGAAAAGGUGCUGAAGGGCCUGGGUUUGGACCCAUCUCCUGAGGACUGCAUAGCCACUCAGAGGGUGUGUGAGAUUGUAUCUACACGAGCUGCCCACUUGUGCGCUGCCACUCUAGUGGCUGUCCUUCGUCAGAUCCGGGACAACAAGGCGGCUGAAAGGCUGCGCACCACCAUUGGAGUGGAUGGCUCCAUCUACAAAAACCACCCACAGUUUGCCAGAAAGCUCCACAAGAUGGUGCGGCGUCUGGUGCCAGACUGCGACGUGCGCUUUCUGCUGUCAGAGGAUGGCAGUGGUAAAGGUGCAGCGAUGGUAACAGCGGUGGCCUAUCGCUUGGCCACACAGCAUGCUCAGCGCCAGCAAAUCCUUGACACCUUGCGUCUAAAUCGUGAGCAGCUGCUGGAAGUGAAGAGGAGGAUGGCAGAAGAGAUGGUGCGGGGUCUGACCAAGCAAAGCCACGAGCAGGCCAGUGUCAAGAUGCUGCCCACCUACGUCAGGUCCACACCAGAUGGAACAGAGCAAGGUGACUUCUUGGCUCUGGACCUUGGCGGCUCGAAUUUCCGUGUGCUCCUGGUUCGAGUGCAAAGUGGUAGCAGACGACGCAUUGAGAUGCACAAUAAGAUCUAUAACAUCCCCCAAGAAUUCAUGCAAGGCACUGGGGAGGAGCUAUUCGACCAUGUUGUCUGUUGCAUGGCUGACUUUCUGGAAUACAUGAGUAUGAAAGGAGCAACCUUACCUCUGGGCUUUACGUUCUCUUUCCCCUGUCAUCAAAGCAAGCUCGAUCAGGGGAUCUUGCUGAAAUGGACGAAGGGUUUCAAAGCCAGUGGAUGUGAGGGGGAGGAUGUUGUCAGGUUACUUAAAGAUGCAGUUCACCGCAGACAGGAAUUUGACUUGGAUGUUGUGGCAGUGGUAAAUGACACAGUAGGAACCAUGAUGACCUGUGGUUACAAGGACCCACUGUGUGAGGUGGGCCUCAUUGUAGGAACAGGAACAAAUGCCUGCUACAUGGAAGAAAUGCAGAAUGUGGACCUGGUGGAAGGUGAUCUCGGCCGCAUGUGCGUCAACAUGGAGUGGGGGGGGUUUGGCGAACAUGGUGAACUAGAUGACUUCUGCACCGAGUUUGACUACACUGUGGAUGAUCAGUCCUCCACCCCAGGCAAACAGAGAUAUGAGAAGAUGAUCAGUGGCAUGUACCUGGGGGAGAUAGUGAGGAAUGUGUUGCUGGAGUUUACUUCCAAGGGCCUGCUGUUCAGGGGGAAGCUGUCUGAGCGGCUCAAGACUCGAGGCAUCUUUGAAACAAAAUUCCUGACGCAGAUUGAGAGUGACCGCCUGGCCCUGCGGCAGGUGCGCUCCAUUCUACAGCACCUGGGUCUCACCAGCUCCACAUGUGAAGACGGUAUACUGGUGAAGGAGGUAUGCAGCGUUGUGGCCCGCCGGGCAGCCCAGCUCUGUGGCGCUGGGCUGGCCGCCGUGGUGGAUAAGAUAAGACAGAACCGCAACCUGGAGCAGCUCUGCAUCACCGUGGGCGUGGACGGCACACUCUACAAAAUGCACCCACAUUUCUCCAGCAUCAUGCGUGAGACUGUGCAGGAUUUGGCACCACAGUGUGAGGUGACUUUCCUUCAGUCUGAAGAUGGAAGUGGGAAGGGAGCAGCAUUGAUCACAGCAGUGGCCUGCAGGAUCAGAGAGUCGGAGCAGCACUGAACCUUUAGCACCAUCAGGAUGCUGAACACAAAGCACAGUUCCUGGAACAAAUUGCUGGGCCAUGUCACCAAGGACAAGCAAAGGUUUAUAUUUGGUGUAUUUUUGUUCCUUUGUGUAGAUCUAUUUUGGCUGAGUUUAUUUCUGUGUUGUAGAGGUCUGGCACAGAUAUAUCUGUGUAAGAAGAGUGUUUGGUAGGUCUGUGGAAUAGGUAGGUGCAUAUCUACAGUGGUGCUUGAAAGUUUGUGAACCCUUUAGAACUUUCUAUAUUUCUGCAUAAAUGGAGAUGGUUUUGCAACCUUUUCCAGCCUGAUGAGCAUCAACAAUGCAUUUUCUGAGGUCCUCAGAAAUCUCCUUUGUUCUUGCCAUGAUACACUUCCACAAACAUAUUGUGAAGAUCAGACUUUCAUAGAGCCCUGUUCUUUAAAUAAAACAGGGUGCCCACUCACACCUGAUUGUCAUCCCAUUGAUUGAAUUCACCUUCAAAUUAACUGCCAAUCCUAGAGGUUCACAUACUUUUGCCACUCAGAUAUAAUAAUAAUAAAAAUAAUAAAUCAAUCUUAUAUAGCACUUUUCUAAACCUCAAAGUCGCUUUACAAUAAACGGUGUGAAACAAGACAACAGAUAUGUAGUAUUGGAUCAUUUUCCUCAAUAAAUAAAUGACCAAGUAUAAUAUUUUUGUCUCAUUUGUUUAAUUGGGUUCUCUUUAUCUACUUUUAGGACUUGUGUGAAAAUCUGAUGUUUUAGGUCAUAUUUAUGCAGAAAUAUAGAAAAUUCUUAAGGGUUCACAAACUUUGAAGCACCACUGUAUUUAAGAAAUCUGAUCAUUAGAAAGAGAUCUGCAAAGCUAAUUUAUAAUGCUAAUUUCAGCUUUAGCGGUACAGUAAAGCCUGCAUGCCUUGGAAGAGAUAAUAUUUGUCUGUCUGAAAUGUGACUGUAAAACUAUUUUGGAAGUUGCACCAAAAGCAUAAAAUUCUUCUGGAAACAGUGAAACCAUGUUGCUUAAUUUUUACAACUGUGUGCUGCUUUAAAUAAGCAAGCGUUAAGUAGAUUUCAUCAGUAACUAGAUGAACUUAUCCACAUGCAUAUGUUUGCUUACUUUUUUAGGACCGUCUUGUUUUAAAUCUUUAUCUCCAUUAGGCGUGGACGAUAUAUCGAAUAUACUCUGCUGUAUUGCAGCUUGUUCAACGUGGGAUGCAGUAAAUGACUAUAUCGCCAACUACAAGUACAAAUUGUCACUUUAACUCACUUUGGCGUUUUGCUUCUCUCAUUUUCUCCUAUGGGUCUCUCCCUGUCACACACACAAAAAGAAAAAAACUCACAUUCAUUGCAUACACUCGCCCACCUAUCCAGACCACUGUCCUGGGCGAGUGUAUGUGAUGUAUAUAGGUGAGGCUUGUGUAUUUAUACCUGGAGGGAACAGGGAAAGAGCCUGGAGAGAGCGAAAGAAGUGAAGUGCCAAAGCGAGUUUAUACGCGUUGAAUUCGGAAACAGUAAGAGAAGAGGGCGGCAGAUAGAUUGGUUCCAAAAAGAAACAGCACUGGGUUUGUUACUUUGAGCUCUGUUUUUCCCACAACAUGCGCAACUGCCGCUGUGGACUAUGUGUCCCAAAUUGUGGUCACUCACUCACUCAUGGAAAACCUGAGGGUGACGUUUAGUAGGACGCGCUCAGAACUGAUGUGUGGAGACACAGAGGACAACAAAUAACGCCGUGGGUCUGGAUGGUUUCAUGCUUGUUGUUAAGGGUCUUUGUCGAGCUUGGGUUCUAUAGAACUAGGCUACAGUGUAUAGAAGACACUUUAUUAUUUGUCAUUGUACAUACAUACAGCGAAAUUCAUUUUCUGCAUUCAACCCGUCCUAUGCAAGGAGCAGUAGGCAGCCGCAGUAUAGCGUCUGGGGACCAACUCCAGUUCUUUUUUUCUAUUUCUUUUUUUUCCCUAUUGCCUUGGUCAGGGGUACAGACAGGAGUAUUAACCCUAACAUGCAUGUCUUUGAUGGUGGGAGGAAACCGGAGAACCCGAAGGAAACCCACACAGACACGGGGAUUACAUGCAAACUCCACACAGAAAGGACCUGGGACACCCUGGGCUUCGAACCCCAGUGCGUAGGCCUAUAUCAUUCCAUUAUUUAUUUUCAUUUAACAGCUGUUAAAAGCCUAUGUGUUGCCUGGUUUGAAUAAAUACUGUUUUGUUAAAUUUAA